AUGGCGGCAGUUCCCGAACCUCAUUGCGCCCUACUUGGUGAUCGGCAAACUUUCGAAACUGGCAGCCUCACCCAACCCACACAACCUGACAUCCCUUCGAGAAUGCAACAAACAUCCAUGCGCCCCAAUAACCCUCAGAACAACCUUGUUCUUGCAAGUCGGCUUCCUUCAAAACAGAAAGAGCGAGUUGAAUGGGACGUGGAGAAGUGGAACAUUCCGGCUCUCAGGCCGUGA
Messenger RNA from Penicillium waksmanii, 234 nucleotides. RefSeq lists its product as uncharacterized. The transcript has a single exon. Bases 1 to 234 code for a protein of 77 amino acids. The record is from RefSeq and is a predicted model, not a curated record. Lineage: Eukaryota; Fungi; Ascomycota; Eurotiomycetes; Eurotiales; Aspergillaceae.